Camellia sinensis is the source of this 417-nucleotide messenger RNA. The record is from RefSeq and is a predicted model, not a curated record. Lineage: Eukaryota; Viridiplantae; Streptophyta; Magnoliopsida; Ericales; Theaceae.
AUGAUUGUUCAGCAUGGAAGAGGACGUAAAACUUGUGAAUCAUUUUGUGAUCCCAAUGAAGACAAUGAUUAUGAUAAUGGAGGCUUUGAUUUUGGUCCAUCUGAUUUUGACAUGCCAGAGAAUGCAUACGAGUAUGAAGAAGUACCUCUGCAGCCUGAAAAGCAUGAUGAUGGUGGUGUUUGUUUUGAAACCAAUGAACAUGAAGAUCCAAGUUCUCAAGCCAGCCUAGAAGAUCUUUGUCGAUCUCACCUAGAUGCUCUCCUUGCUAGCAUUGCUGAAACUGAGAAACAGACUGAGUUGGCUACUCGUGUCUCAACAUGGAAACAAAGAAUUGAAAAUAACUUGGAGGACCAAGCAAGUGCCAUCAUUUUUACUCUUUUUUUUUCCCCUCACACAUCCAAAACUCAACUAUUUUGA